Solea senegalensis (Senegalese sole) is the source of this 3847-nucleotide messenger RNA. RefSeq names its product sodium/myo-inositol cotransporter-like. Gene Ontology annotation, biological process: transmembrane transport; inositol metabolic process; myo-inositol transport. The transcript has 6 exons. Gene Ontology annotation, cellular component: plasma membrane. NCBI's taxonomy places the organism in Eukaryota, Metazoa, Chordata, Actinopteri, Pleuronectiformes, Soleidae. Gene Ontology annotation, molecular function: D-glucose:sodium symporter activity. The record is from RefSeq and is a predicted model, not a curated record. Bases 554 to 2731 code for a protein of 725 amino acids.
UCGACCCACUCUGCUGACUAACCUUUCCACAGGCAAGUCGUGCAAGAAACCUGCAGUCCAGGAGGAGGAUAGAAAGUACUUUCAUGUGUACAUACACAGAGUAUAUUUAAGGGGAAACAACUCGUGCCUGGAGAGGAGACAGGAUCAAGAUGACCUCUUGUGGCUCCCUCAGUCAAAACACACAUACAGCACACUGCAUUCCUCUAAGCUGCCAAACCACAACCUGCAUUGAUUCACAAAGAUGAACCAAAAUGGAAUGGAUACAAGAAUUGGAUGAAAGCUAAAAAUAUCAAGAAGGAACUAUUAUCGAAAACCUUCCCUUUAUUUUUGCUUAAAACUGAACGGCAGAUAGAUUACUAUAUUACCCAGCUUCUCCCUCAAAGCUCUGAAGCACCGACUGGCCACUUUCACCCAAAGGUCAGAGUUAAAUAUUUGUUUGAAUAUUAAUUAUUGUAAUCAUCAACCCCCUGUGACCUAGUUAAGAAAGUGCAAAGAUCACUUCACCCUUGAAACUGAAAUUACUUAGGUGUCAACUCAGCUGACAUAUUCAAACAUGGCCACGACUGGUGCCAUGGAAGUGGCAGACAUCAGUGUUGUAAUGCUCUACUUCAUCCUGGUGCUAGCGAUUGGGUUCUUGGCGAUGUGGAAAUCCAAUCGCAGCACAGUGAGUGGAUACUUCCUUGCUGGUCGCUCCAUGAACUGGGCAGCUAUAGGGGCCUCCCUAUUCGUCAGCAACAUAGGAAGUGAGCAUUUUAUUGGACUUGCAGGAUCUGGAGCUGCGACUGGUUUGAGUGUAGCUGCGUGGGAACUGAAUGCCCUGCUAUUGCUCCAGCUGUUAGGUUGGAUUUUCAUCCCUGUCUAUAUUCAGUCAGGAGUCUACACCAUGCCAGAGUACCUGUCCAAACGGUUCGGAGGGAGACGGCUGAAGGUGUAUUUUGCAGUGUUAUUGCUUAUCCUCUACAUCUUCACCAAGUUGUCAGUGAACCUCUAUGCCGGAGCUUUGUUUAUCCAGGAAUCAUUUGGGUGGAACUUGUAUUUGUCUAUCACCCUGCUUAUCGCCAUGACUGCUUUGCUGACAGUCACUGGAGGUCUGGUUGCUGUCAUCUACACGGACAUAGUCCAGGCGUUCCUCAUGAUUGCGGGAGCUCUCUGUCUUACAGGCAUCAGCCUCGUCAAAGUGGGAGGACUUGAAGGGUUAAGGGUCAAGUACAUGGAAGCCUCGCCAAACAUCUCAGCCAUCUUGAUGGCUUCACCUAACCUGACAUUUUCUGAAUCCUGCUACCACCACCUCAACCCAAGGCCAGAUGCACUGAAGAUCUUUCGAGGACCAAAAGAUCCAGACCUGCCUUGGCCGGGUUUUUUGCUGGGCCAGACACCUGCCUCUAUUUGGUACUGGUGUGCAGAUCAAGUGAUUGUGCAACGGGUUCUGGCGGCAAAGAACAUUGCCCAUGCCAAAGGUUCUACGAUCAUGGCUGGCUUCCUGAAAAUCCUGCCCAUGUUUGUUAUCGUCAUCCCAGGGAUGAUUGCCCGGGUCUUUUUCACUGAUGAGUUGGUGUGUAUCAGUCCUGAACACUGUCUGGAAGUGUGUGGUUCAGCAGCUGGCUGUAGCAACGUGGCUUACCCGCGGCUUGUCAUGUCAGUGAUGCCUGUUGGCCUCCGAGGUCUGAUGAUGGCAGUCAUGAUUGCAGCUCUCAUGAGUGACCUGGACUCCAUCUUCAACUCAGCAAGCACCAUCUUUACACUGGAUAUUUACAAGAUGCUACGGAAGGAAAUAUCGUCUAGAGAGCUGGUGAUAGUCGGCAGACUGUUUGUGGUUUUUAUGGUGAUAAUAAGCAUUGCAUGGGUGCCAGUCAUUAUUGAAAUGCAGGGAGGACAGAUGUUCUAUUACAUCCAAGAAGUAUCCGAUUAUCUGACUCCACCCAUCGCUGCUCUUUUCUUGCUCGGAGUCCUGUGGCAUCGAUGCAAUGAGAUGGGUGCUUUUUGGGGUGGGAUAAUAGGCUUUAUACUUGGAGCCGUGCGUCUGGUGCUAGCAUUUGUUUACCGUGAACCUCACUGUGACCAACCGGAUGAGCGCCCGUCUUUCAUCAAAGACAUCCAUUUCAUGUAUGUGGCGGCCAUCUUGUUCUGGGUAUCCGCUUUAGUGACCAUUGUUGUGAGUCUCUGCACUCCACCCCCCACAAAAGAACAAAUCGCAACAACUACUCUGUGGGGUUUAAACAAGAGAAAGAAGUUAAAACUGCAAGAAAAAGAAAAUGCUGAGGAGAGCAUAAAUUCUCUGAAGCCCCUUAACAAUGGAAACACUGAGCUUGGUAAAGGAGAGUACAGCGACCACCUCAAUGGCAUUGACAAUUGUGAAAAUGGUCAACCAAGCAAUGGCCAUGCUAUUACAGUCACUAACCUUGAACCCCACCAUCCAGUCCAGAAAAGUUGCUAUACAAUGACUACUGACCGCAAAAUGUUAGAGGAAGCAGAUGGAGGGGGUGUGAGGCAUGGGGAGGAGGGCUGCUUUGAAGGAGGGGGGACACACAGCCGGAGGUGCAUAAGGGUGCUAGAGUGGGUGUGUGGCUUCAGGGAGAAACCAUCCAAGGAUCAGGUCAUUAUAGCUCAGGAACAGGAAAUGACCGCUGAUGAGCUUCUCCAAGAACCUCCCCAAACCAGAAUCAUCCUGACCAUAGGAAUGGUCGUGAUUUGCUCCAUUGGCAUGUUCCUCUUCGUCUAUUUUUCUAUAUAGACCCCCCAAUUAAACCUGAGCAUCCACACUUCUAUGAGUUCGUUCUUGAACGGCUUGCCUUGAAUGACCAAAAUUGGAAUUUACCAAACCAAAGGUGCUCAUGAGUACAGCACUGAAAACUGUUCAACCUGAGAUUUUUACAUAGACAACAUAGACAUUCUAUAUUGUAUAUGUUGACUUCACAACAUAGUGUUUGGUUUAGUUUAGGGUUAGGGUUACUUCACAACACAUUUACGGGAGACUUAUAUUCAUGGCAGAAGUAUCAACUGAAUUGCUUUACAUUCAGUGUCAAAUGCUGCACCCUGUUAGGGUGGAGUCUUCCAGAUAACUACAUUAAAUUACAUCCCUUAUUUUGAAUAAAAAAUAGCAAAUACUCUCAUUUGUUAAGCCAAUACACAAAAAUAAGAUUUGAACAUAUGCACUAAUGUACAUUUUACUCAGAAUGACUGGAUAAAAUGUAUAUUUGUUGUUAUGGAAUAAGAUUUCUAUCACUCAAAUUUGACUUGUACUGUAUUUGUGCUGUAUUUGUUUUUUUAAUCGCAUUAAAUUUCAUAAAACUCAGCAGGUUUGAAUUAGCAGUAGCACAUGUGUUAGCAUGUUGUAUACUAUGACUAAAUGAAUGGUUUUACAUGUAAAGAACAUUUACGAUGAGUCUAUGUGUUUGUGUAUGACACUAACAAUAUAACAAUAUAUGACACUGAAUUAAUUGAUGUUUACUGUUACAUGCAGUAGGCUGGUUUUCUGUUGUAUACAUAAUAACAUGUUUUUUAAUUUGUCCCAAUGGGGAUCUCUUUUGUAAUUCCGCUGUGAAAAUGUCAUAGUAACACUUAUUUUAAUACCUUCUUAUUGGUACACAUACUCAUGAACCACACUGUAUGCAAAUCCAAUUUGCUGAGUUUGUGGUUUGUACUACUCUUUAAAACUUAAAAGCUGUCUUCUACUCAGAUGUUAUUUUUAUUAAUGUAAAUGUGAAUUUUGAUGUAUUCAUUUAUGAGAAAUGUUUUCACGUUGUGGCUGAUAGUGAAGCCUUGAAUUCCUAAGGUGUACACAUUUGACUGUAGCGCAAUCUUAAACCAUACUUUUUUGCACAAUUAAAACAAGGAUGGAUUUACUGUG